Marchantia polymorpha subsp. ruderalis is the source of this 2461-nucleotide messenger RNA. The record is from the annotation of a GenBank genome assembly. NCBI's taxonomy places the organism in Eukaryota, Viridiplantae, Streptophyta, Marchantiopsida, Marchantiales, Marchantiaceae.
CUUCUGUGUUUUUCUCGAGCCCCAUCCCCAUCCCCCUUCGUUCCGUAGCUGGGUGCCUACGGAACGAAGGGGGAUGGGGAUGGGGCUGGGGCUGGAGAGAAAGGGGGCUGGGCUACAGGGGGGACCGGGCUUAGGAAAGGAAGGGGAAGCGAACGGAGGAACGCGGGGGAGAGCUUCUCGGAGAAAGGGAGCAGUGAGCGUUGACGUGCGAAGGGGAGGAACGCGAGAGGGGAGCGCAUAUUCAAGGGCGGAUCGGGUGGAUAUGCGGGGCACAAAUUGCUUGCAAAGCACGAGAGAGGCGAGAGACGGGGGGAAGGGCGGUGGCUCACGCUCUCGAGCAGCAGGCGGAAUGCGAUGAACAGUGGCGAUCCAGAGUGGAGGCGGUCGGGAAAGUUGCGUGCCGAGGAAUUGUAAAAGUGUAUCGCACUGACAGACAAAGAAAGUUUCGGGCGUUAGGGUGUUGGAUCGGAUUGCCGAGGGCGGGAGGAGCGAGAGAGAGGGAGCAUAGGACGGGAAAUUGCAGCAGGAGGUGGUGCAAGCAUGGGGUUGCCCGGACUAGAUCAGUCUUAUGAUAAAAAGCCGGUGAGGGGGCAAUGGAGAUGGCUUGUGGCAUCUUCUGGGAUUGCUGGCUGUUCUUGUCGGACUGCGACCACUGCCUUGCUGAUCAUCAGUGUGCUGGUCACUAUGCAAACUCCAGUGAACGCUGUCGAUGAAGUCCAAGUGACCUCCGACUUUGUGAGAGCACCCCCGCGGCCCAAUGUAGGGAGACAGUUGAUCAAAGCCUUCAGGGCUGAAAAAUCAGGAAAUGAGCCCUCUCAGGUGCACAUAUCGAUGAAUGGCCCAAAUCACAUGCACAUAACGUGGAUAACUAAAGAAUCAGGCAACCCGAGCACAGUUGAGUAUGGAACAACUUCUGGAGCGUACGGUGCCAACGCCAGCGGAACAAGCUCCUCAUAUACUUACAUCCUAUAUAAGUCCGGGGAAAUCCACGAUGUCGUCAUUGGGCCGCUGAAGGAUGACACUGUCUACUACUACCGGUGUGGAGGAUCGACGACUGAAUACAGUUUCAAGACGCCACCUCCCGCAGGACCCAAUGUCCCAAUAACCUUCGUAGUCACUGGUGACUUGGGCCAAACAGGUUGGACAACGUCUACGUUGGAACAUAUAAGGAGUGAUGACUAUGAUAUGUGCUUAUACUCCGGUGAUCUGGCGUACGCUGACUACUAUCAGCCGCUGUGGGAUUCAUUCGGAGAGCUAAUUAGUCCACUUGCACGAGAAAGACCAUGGAUGGUCACGCAGGGAAACCACGAAAUCGAGGUCGUUCCCUUCUUCGUUGAGUCUUUCAGAGCAUAUAAUGCCCGCUGGUCGAUGCCCUACAAGGAGAGUGGAUCAACUUCAAAUCUAUACUAUUCUUUCGAAGUCGCCGGCUGCCAUAUUCUUAUGUUGGGUUCAUAUUGUGAUUUCGAUGCUAAAUCACCUCAGUACAAAUGGCUACAGAAUGACUUGGCAAAAGUUGACCGGAAGAAGACACCUUGGCUUAUUACCGUGCUACAUGCACCCUGGUAUAACAGCAAUACUGCUCAUAGAGGAGAUGGAGAUGAUAUGAAGGCUGCUAUGGAAACUUUGCUGUUUGAAAAUAAAGUAGAUAUUAUCUUCGCAGGACAUGUCCACGCAUACGAGCGCUCGACUCGUGUCUACAAAGGAGUGCCUCAUCCUCAGGGUAUCAUCCACAUCAACAUUGGAGAUGGUGGAAAUCGUGAAGGACUGGCAUCGAAAUAUAAUAAACCUCAGCCAAUGUGGUCAUUAUUUAGGGAGGCCAGCUUCGGUUAUGGUAGACUUAUCAUAGACAGUGCAACUACUGCCAGGUGGGUAUGGCAUCGAAACGAUGAUGACGCGGACGUCGUUGCCGAUCAGGUGGUGAUCAAUUCUCUCAGUGAUCCCAACAAUCCAGCCUACAAUAAGUUGGUCGCUGACAAAGCUGCCACAUCUACCCCUAAGAUUGUGAAGACUGUUGGGACCAAAUGAGAUGCACGAAGGACACGGAGGCGCAAUGUAAGGAUGAAUCGCCCGAAGUGAUCAGUUUCCACUAGAAGUGUACAAUAUUAUCAUGUCGCUGGAGGACUCUUUUAUUCGAAAAUUGUGGUUACCACCGUCUGUUAUCCCUCUCUAUAGAACUUAUGUAAACACUGUACGUAACCACCGUCGUCGACAAAACCAGGGAUGCGGAGCAUUUCAGUAGCCGACCACAGUUGAAGCUUUUUCUAGAAGAGCGUUUGGGUCAAAUUUGACAAUCUUCCUUCCAUCAUGUAAUAUAUUGAUCAUCAAUCUGUAAGUCCUAUAUGAAUAUGAGUACCAGUAUGCCCAGAACUUUUUUCCUCAACGAGGUUAUAGUCCAUUGUAUCGACUCUAGGGCAGGUAUGUGCAAGACAUUGCCGUCAUAGUUAUGAUUAUAAUGGUUCAC